AUGGCGUCUUUCAGUCAUUUCAACACUCCCAUCAAAUAUGGAUCAGACGUCCGAGUUACCGUGAAAUACGAAGGGAUGCGGCGAGGUCACGUGGAAAUAUCAGCUGAGAUCAAAUCCAUUCACGAGUCCCCAAACUGCUCGACAACACUGAAUGUAACCACCGGUAAUGGCACAAUUAUUCUUCACGAAGUCUUUGAAAAAGAGCAGAGAGCGAGAGAUGAAUUCAGUGUCAGACUCCAAAUCCAGUCCAAAAACGACAAAGCAGAGAGAAAGAAACUACUUCUUAGCAAAAAAGUUCAUGAAAUCCAGCUGGAAAGGCAUAUGCACCAGUCACUUGGAACCACACUUGAUAAUGAUUUAAUCAUUACUAGUAUCAAGAACGGUUCGCUAUGCGACGGAAAAAUGGAAGUCGGAGACCAGAUCAUUCGAGUCAAUGACUACCCGUGUGAAGACUCGAUUGAUGUGUCCACAGCACUUGCUCUCGUGAAGAAUAAUUUUACGAUCACAGUUGCUCGGAUGGAUGAAGAUACGCAAGAGAGGAUUCGAAGAUUGGCCGAUGAGAAGAAAAAGGAGAAACAGGACGAGAAUAAGAUGCCUCCACUGACCAUAUUACCAAGAAGAGGUCCAGUCCCAAGCACUAAUCCAAAGACCCACGAGACCAUUGAUGUGUUGGUAGAACUGAAUUACAAUCAAGAUAUUGGAGUCAAUCUACAGAAAAUGUGUAGUGCAAUUGUUGUGAAGGAAAUUGCAAAAGGCGGCGGAGCGAUGAAUAGACUCAAAAUUGGUGAUGAACUUAAGAUGGUAAAUAAUGUGGAGAUAAGGACAGAAGACGAAGUGUAUCUUGCAUGUAAGCGGAGUGGGCCGGUGAUUAAAUUCACAGUAUCCCGUGACAUACGAACCGCCCAAAAAGAAGAUGAGAAGCAGAAAGAGAAAUCUCUGGAAAACAUCAGGAAACCGGAAUCUAGUCACCAUAUUAAUCAGAAUCCAAGAAAAUCUGUGAUCGCAGGACCAGGGAGAGCCACAAACACAUCCGCAGACCAACCCACGAUACCCGAUGUGAACCAAGAUAUUACCGGUGAAGAUCAGAUUGGAUCUAAAAAUGCUUCGACUGUUAAUACGACGGCAGCACUCAUUUUGAACCAGGAUUUACCAAUGGCAAGCAGUUCCACUUCUUCCACAUCAUCAGCAGAAUCCCAAUCUAUUCAGAAGGAAAUUCUAAAUUCCAGGAACGCGGCGAUCGAGAAUACAGUGAAUACAGACGAUUUAUCACGAUUAACUGUUGAAACUGAGACAAGCGAAGACAAGGACACACAAGAUCUGAACUGGUUUUUCUCUCCCUUGCAAAAUGAUAUUCCACUGGUUAAGCCAGUUUCUCUUACUGGGAAACCAAAAGCAUCUGAUGUCUCUGGGACUAGAAAAGGAAGAAAAAGAAGUCACAGCUCCAAAAAAUCGUGCACAAUGCACAUUGAUUCUGGAAGUUCUGCAGCCAAUGAAACUCCAUCGGUCAUUGCUAACGAAGAAUCUCUUCUGAAGUUAUGUUUCUAUAAUGUCAACAGAACAAAAGUCUCAAAAAAAAAUUUGGAAGCAGUUAUUAGAAAUAAAGGCGUGGAAGGGGAAAUUCGUUUUGAGGAACCAAAAAGAUUGCCACUGAAAGGUAACAAAUUCUCAAUCAACUUCUCGAUUCAACAAAAAUACGAAUCGACAUUGGAUCUGAAAAACAAUUGGCAGACAAUAUUCUCUAUAAAAGCAUUCGAGACCGACGACCCCUUCAUCUGGAGAUCGAUGAGUGAGUUGGAUUUCGUCGACACAUUGCUGUUCACAACACUAUCGACGAUCAGAGGAGCUAUCAAGUUGCCUGAAAAUAUAGAUGACCUUCGUAUUGACGGCGCUAGGAAACAUAUCAUUCAGACACGAUCGGGAAAUGAUGUGAUUUUCAAGCUGAAAUCUGUAAGAUCCUUUCGAAAACAUAACGAAGAAUAG
Molecule: messenger RNA, 1980 nt
Organism: Caenorhabditis remanei
Lineage: Eukaryota; Metazoa; Nematoda; Chromadorea; Rhabditida; Rhabditidae
Exons: 11
Coding region: 1-1980 (659 amino acids)
Molecular function (GO): protein binding
Source: RefSeq, a predicted model, not a curated record